GACAGUGCGCUGCUCUCUGUGUGGAAGCCCACGGAUGAGAAACGGAUCUGUCGAGGAGAAAAGGUCUCAUGUUAACAACUGCGGACCUGAUGAAAAAGCAACGUUUCACACCUGGGACUCUGUCCUCUGCAUCUCUGAAGAGACGAUUGAUAAAGAAGAAGAGGAGAGUCGCACCAGGGUUGCAGCGCAGCGCGGACAGCGACUGUGAGCCGUGCAGGUGUUUCAUAUUCUCUCCAUCUGGCAGCAGUCGCUCUGUCCGUCGGAUUCUGACAGCCUGCACGCUCUCCUUCCUGGCUCUGCUUGGCUCCGUAUCCCUUGAUCUCAGCUCCAACUUUGAUUUACUGGACGCUACAGAAGCCGCAUACACUGAACUAACUUCAUGCAGGACAGUAGCUCUUCUGCAUCUCAUCAGUGAGCUUCAGAAGAUGAGGCAUUUAUUAGCCAAAUACACAAGCAAUGAGACCCUGGGUUCAGGUUUCCCAGCACUGGAUCACCUCUGUGGUAAAAUAGUAAACUACAGUAACAAUCAUAGGCUUCCUUGCAGUGCUGAGUUGUCUGGAUAUUGCCUGCAGAUAAGGAGAAGCAUAAGGACAUUUCUAAAUCCCUCCCUGGAUGCCAACAGCACAAGUUCGGUUUUCAGUCUGGUCAUAGAGAGACUUUUGACCAUCUGGGGCUCAGUAGAUGUUGCGUUAGUAAAUGCCAAACAAAACUCUAAUUGGAGAGAUGUUCUGUCUGCCAGACUUCUGGUAACAUUUAUAGAACUUAACUACCAGCUGAAGUUCUACCACAACACGAUGACUCCUGCUGACUUUCAGCGCAGGUGGACUCAUACUCUGAGCUACCUGAGCUUAUGUAGAGUUAUGACAGAGCCACUGAAUGACUGCUGGUCAGAGAAUAUAGACCUCAAGAUAAACCUGAGUCUGGAAGCUCAAAAUGUGUAUAUUUUAGACCCAAGGCUAUGGCAGAUCUCUGGAACAGAAGGCAAGCUCCUUUCAGGGUCACACACAGGAAUUCAGGCUCUGAUAAAAACCCAGCAGUGCUUCUUUGAUCGUGCAUCCCUCGCUCUCCGGCUGGCAUCUCGAUCCAUGUCUUCAAGGCUAAGCUUGAAGAUCUGCCUGCUUGCCAUGGCAUGCCUCAUCUACCCUGUGGUGAUGUUCUCUUUCAAGCAAAUGACAGAGUGGAUCCAGAAUUAUGCUCAAAGUUUAAAGGAGAAAUCUGAUGAUCUGAAACGCCAGAGGAAGCUGGCUGAAGAUCUUUUGCACCAAAUGCUGCCAAAGUCAGUUGCCAGGCAGCUCAGGAGGCAAAAGCAGGUUGAAGCUGAGAGCUAUGAAAGGGUGACCAUUUUUUUCUCAGAUAUUGUGGGCUUCACUGGUAUCUCUGCAUCCUGCAAUCCUCUACAAGUGGUGGAGAUGCUCAACAACUUGUACAUGUGCUUUGACACUCGCAUUGACUCCUAUGAUGUCUAUAAGGUGGAGACAAUUGGAGAUGCCUACAUGGUGGUGAGUGGCCUACCUGAGAGAAACGGUGACAGACAUGCAGAUGAGAUAGCCAAGAUGGCGCUGGACCUGUUGGCGGCGGUCAGACAGGUGUCCAUCCCUCACAUGCCCAAUGAGAGGCUACAGCUCCGAGCUGGCAUUCACACAGGUCCGUGUGUGGCUGGAAUAGUCGGCUACAAAAUGCCAAGAUACUGUCUGUUUGGAGAUACAGUCAACACUGCUUCCAGGAUGGAGUCCACCAGCCUGCCUCAGAAAAUCCACACCAGUUCAGAAACCUAUUUGGCUUUGAUGAAGGACAAUGCCUAUGAGCUGCAGCUACGUGGAGAGAUUGAGGUUAAGGGCAAAGGCAAAAUGAAUACAUAUUGGCUUAUUGGCCAUAAAAACUACAGUGUGCAGAAUGACAGUCUGGUUUGCAAUUGGAAUCCCAGCAUGGCCAGAAAGAAGAAGACAGUGGCUGGCAGUCAGGCUUCUGUAGGAAACUCGUCUGUCACAGUGCAGAGCCUCAGCGAUACUGCAGCUACACCAGUUUCAGCGCUGAACCAAACACCACAGAUGCCUCGAACAGAAAGGCUCAGCCUGAGUGUGGCUGCUCAGAUGGAGCCAUACGGGGGGAGCUAUGGGACCCUAGGCUCCAUGAUUGGGGGGCUGCAGGGUGGAGACGAAAGUUCAGUAACCAGCGAGCAAGGUGGACUCAAACCUGAUCUGCUGCCUGGUUCUAACCAGCAAAUGUGACCAUUUCAUCACUGUUGUAUCCAUUGAAAUAUAAUUCCAAGAGAAAUGACAAAUUAGUUAAUUAGUUAAAUUAACCUUUGGAUUAUGUAUUUCUGAAUUGUGUGACAUUUAGUUUUCUUUUCAUAAGACUGCUUUAUGUUUUCAGUUGUUAGUGGUUAGGAUCAGAUUUCUGUGUUGUAGUAUUUUUGUAGCUUUUAUACAUGUUUUUUGAGGUUGUGGAGAAUUGUAUUUCAUACAGUCCACACUGAGUAUUUCAAGUGUUACACAGUUUAGCUAGGAAUAUUAGUAUGAAUUAGUAAUUUCAGGUCAUUUGUGAAUGAAAAAUUGCAUGGGCUAAUGUUUGCUGGGUAUUUGCAUGUGAGAUGACCCACCGUUUUAGGUCCAGUAUAACUUAUUAGCUGCCUCCAUGUUGGUAUAAAUGCAUUUUCGUUCUUUGACUUACCUGAUUCUGACCGCAGUGUGGUGCUAGGCUGAGUGUCUGAGCUGGAGUCAGAGGCAGUGGAGGAAGGCUGACCCAGCACAUCAAACAAGGGGGCGCUCUGUUACUUCUGGACUAUGAAUCUAGAGGUGUUUAAUCAUGUUGGUCAAGAAUCCUCCUUUGCAUGAUAUCAUUUUAUUGCCAGUGUUCCACUGAGCCAACUGGUCAUUUCUUUUAUUAAAGUUAAGCCACACUUUCAAUCACCGCUGCAUACUCUCCAUUGUUGCGCACACACCUCCUGUGGAUUCUUCUUUGUUGGUGCUGAGCAGUUUCUACUUUCAGCCAGCGGACUGUGCAUCGAAACUAAGAACUAAAAUUAAAAAAUUUGAGAGUAUCUGAGAGAAUCAGAAUGAUUGUACCGGUUAUAAUCAUUUCUUGGGACUCAAUGUCCAACCAUAUUCUUGAUCAACAGUUCUCCAGGCCUUCUGAAAAUUUCUUUGGACUGUAUGCUUUUCAGUUAUUCUGAAUCCAGUACCAAUCCUUUCCAGAUAAUGAUUUGUUUUCUUCUGUUUGCUAGACCACUUAACCCUGAUGUGUGAAUACUUAUAAAUGCAAAGUGUGGCAAACAGAAAUCUUGGCCCUUGUAAUUAUUUUUAUGUGUCCCCUGACCAUCUGCAGCAAAGACGUUUUUAACUUGUUUAGUAGUUCUGUAGCUUUAUGAAAUUGGAUUUUUUAGGUAUAUAUACACCCUCUGGGAUUGUUUUUGUCAAACAUUUUUUCAGUUUAAAUGCAAUAAAGAU
Messenger RNA from Girardinichthys multiradiatus, 3446 nucleotides. RefSeq lists its product as uncharacterized. The coding region runs from base 69 to 2228 and encodes 719 amino acids. The record is from RefSeq and is a predicted model, not a curated record. NCBI's taxonomy places the organism in Eukaryota, Metazoa, Chordata, Actinopteri, Cyprinodontiformes, Goodeidae. Gene Ontology annotation, biological process: intracellular signal transduction; cGMP biosynthetic process; receptor guanylyl cyclase signaling pathway. Gene Ontology annotation, molecular function: guanylate cyclase activity; peptide receptor activity. The transcript is spliced from 8 exons.